This is a messenger RNA of Athalia rosae (coleseed sawfly), 2803 nucleotides long. It is a transcript of the gene Atu, whose product is annotated as another transcription unit protein. The transcript has 6 exons. Lineage: Eukaryota; Metazoa; Arthropoda; Insecta; Hymenoptera; Athaliidae. Gene Ontology annotation, biological process: positive regulation of transcription elongation by RNA polymerase II; transcription elongation by RNA polymerase II. The coding region runs from base 114 to 2447 and encodes 777 amino acids. Gene Ontology annotation, molecular function: RNA polymerase II C-terminal domain phosphoserine binding. The record is from RefSeq and is a predicted model, not a curated record. Gene Ontology annotation, cellular component: Cdc73/Paf1 complex; nucleus.
AAUGAUUCCGCACCAUCGCCAUCGCUCGUACAUCUCAUGAACUAGCUGCAACACAUUAUGCAGAAGCGUUGACUGGCAGAAGUCGCCAGCAAAACAUCUUAGAAAAUAACGAUAUGUCGCCGACGCGGGAUAUCGUUCGAGGCUCCAGUGGUGAUUCCGGUUCAGAAUCUGACAGCGCAUCAGGAUCUAGUGCAUCCAGUCGCAGCGGAAGUCCAGCCUCCCGAGCCCCUGUUCCAACUCCUGGACGAAGAAGUAGCGAGCAUUCAGAUGAUGAGAGGGAAGGGCCUGCCUCACCGGAUUCAAUUAGAUCCAUGAAUAGUCCUAAAUCAGAUGGUAGUCGUUCUAAUGCAUCAAAUAGAUCUGGAAGUCGGUCUCCUAGUGCCAAUAAAUCCAUCGCGAGUCCAACAUCUCGUAGAUCACCUAGCGGAUCACCUGCUAGAAGUGGGUCGAGACAUUCAAGUCCAGAAUCCCCAAGAUCUAGAAGAACUGAUAGAUCAGCCAGCCCUAGAUCACGAAGAUCUGGAAGUGGCUCACCUCAAACGGCAAGAUCACCCAGUCCUGAGUCACAAAAAUCUGUUAGGUCCAGAUCUAAUACACCACGGGGUAGUGUGAGGUCAGAAAGUCCCAAGUCUCACGUCAGCCCUACAUCGAAUAGAUCAAAGUCAAGGUCUCCGAGUCAGAAAUCAAAGACUCCAAAUUCUCCUUCAAAUAGAGGCAGUAGGUCAAGAUCUGUGACGCCAAAAAGCCACAGAUCAGGAAGCCCUCGUUCUCCAGGAAGCAAUAAGUCAGUCUCCCCUAAGAGCAGGCGGUCUGGGAGUCAGACAUCUCAUGCAAGUAGAAGAUCGGGAUCUCCUGGAUCACCUAAGAGUCACAGAUCUCCCAGUGGAUCCCCAAAAAGCAACAAAUCACGUAGUGCUUCACCGGCAAGUCAUAGAUCUGCAAGUGCCAGCUCUAGAAGGAGCAAUAAAUCCAGAUCUCGGAGUCCAGGUAGUCCAAAGACUGAUGGCAGCCCACAUUCAAGAAAAUCUAAAAGUAGAUCCCGCAGCCCUAAGGCUGCUGGAAGCGAUGCUGAAUCUGAAAAAUCACUACAAAUUGCUGCUGAAGGAGAUGAAGAGGGAGCAAAACGUAAAAGAGACAAUGAUAGUGCCUCAGAAUCUGGUAAAGAUCUGAAGAAAUUGAAGGGCCUCAUUGAUUCAGAUUCAGAAGAAGAACCAUCGACUAAAGAAAAGACUAAUGAUGUAGAACCGACAGCAGACGCACUGUUUGGAGAUGCAAGUGAUAUUAGUACGGAUGAUGAAAAGGAAAAAGAAGAAGAAGCGGUUGAGGAGAGUAAAAGUAAGAGUAGAAGCAGGAGUAGAAGUAAGAGUAAAAGUCCUAGUAAGAGCCGUAGCAGAAGUAGAAGUCGGAGUAGAAGUAGGGGAAGAUCGGACAGUGGCGGGGAAGGACCUAGUCACCGGGCCAUCAUUGAAGACGAUGAUGAGAAGGAGAAGGAGGAUGAACCAGAGCCACCACCAGAAACGAGAAUAGAUGUAGAAAUUCCCAAGAUAACAACAGACCUGGGUCGUGAAAUUCAUUUUGUGAAGUUGCCUAACUUUUUAUCAGUAGAAACCCGACCGUUUGACCAUGAAACUUAUGAGGAUGAAAUUGACGAGGAAGAAACUCUGGAUGAGGAGGGAAGAGCAAGAUUGAAGCUCAAAGUUGAGAAUACCAUUAGAUGGAGAGAAGUUUUCACGAAAGAAGGGAAAACAGAGAAAGAAAGUAACGCUAGGUUUAUAAAAUGGUCCGACGGAAGCAUGUCUCUGCAUCUAGGCUCGGAAAUAUUUGACGUAUACAGGCAACCGCUUCAGGGCGAUCACAACCAUUUGUACAUUCGACAAGGUACCGGUCUUCAAGGACAAGCAGUUUUCAGAACAAAACUCACCUUCAGACCUCACUCGACUGAGUCAUUCACUCACAGAAAAAUGACCAUGUCGUUGGCGGAUAGAUCGCAAAAAACUACUGGCAUCAAAGUAUUAUCUCAAGUUGGAAUGAACCCAGAUCAAAACAGAUAUGAAAUGAUAAAGAAAGAGGAAGAGAAGCUUCGUAUGGCGAUGCGAGCUCAGAGCAAAAAUAAAAAAUCAAGCGGAGGUGGUAGGGGUGGUGGUAGAGCGUCAGGCAGUUAUGGAACGGAAGCUUAUCACGAUGAUGGAUCUGACGACGAAGGGGCCAUUUCACUGGCAGCUAUUAAAAACAAAUACAAAAAAGGGGGAGCUGCACUUUCUGCUAAGUCCGCUGCAAACAUUUAUUCAUCGGAUGAGGAGGGAUCGGACUUUGAAGGUACAAGAUCCAAAAAAUCCCACAAAGGAAAAGUUUUGAAAGAUUCCGAUGAAGAUUCAGACUCUGCAUCCGAGAGCGGUUCAGGAAGUGGCGGAGGGGGUGAUGGCGAUGCAGAUGCCGCCAGUGACUAGAAUUUGUAAUUUCAUUUUUUAAAGGAUUGAUUACCGAACGACGCAUGAAAAAUAUUUCAAUUGUUCAGUCGGACCGGAAAAUGUAGGUUGUAGUAUUUUCACGCGGAAUAAUAAUAAGUAAUUAAUUAUGUACAUAAACAUGAAUCUACAUUUGAUCCACGCAAAAUAAAAAAAUAAAAGAUACAAUUUUCAAACCAUAUUUUAUAGGGUCCCCAUGAGACAGUUCAGUAGGUAUCUUUUAUUUCUUAUUAGGAGUUACAGUCAUGAUUAUAUUGACAUUAUUAUCAUUAACUAGAUAUACAUUAAUCAUUACUGUAAUCACAAAACGCAAUUAAAUAUAGUGACGUUAAAAAUCA